AUGGGGUUCUUCCUCAGAUCCAAGAAGGUGAAGAAAGACUCACCGCCUUCGCAAUCCAAGGGUCGAAGGUCGUCUUUGCAGAGUCGACCGUCGCCGCCAUCGCCAAUCCAAGUCCCGCCAACCCCUUUCCAGCCAGCAGGUCUACUUCCUCCACCUCCUGGGUGGAAUGGUGAAGCGCAAUCCCCACCUCAGUAUCACCACCAUGGCUCAUAUCCGCCCAUUGUGGUGAACCAAAACCACUAUUAUCUCGGUGCACCACCUCCCAGGGAAGCCCCGCCACCGUCAUACGCACCCAGCGCAUCCUUUGGCAAACUGAAUCUGGGAUCCGCAGCGGACUUGGCCAAGGAGGUAUAUCAGGGCACCGAGCAGCUACUAGACGAUAGCCUCGCGGCGUGGCACAACUGUGGAAACCAGCUAGUUAGCCAAAGCAACAACGUGGUAGAGAAGGUUUCGAAUCGCGUCCAUCAGGGUACCCAGCAACUGCUAGAUGGAAUGCUACCGCCGUCAUGGCAGAGCUGCGGGGGAGAGCUAGUCAGCCAGAGCAACGCCAUGGUGGAUGAGAUAUCUCACCGGUUCGACAACGUCUUGACCAAAAUCGACUGUGGCGGCUACAAUGGGAAAGAGCACGACAUAUUUGCGUGGCAAUCUGCGCAAACCUCCGGUCACCCACCAUCACCCGAGUUACCAGCCGUUGAGAAAGUGGCUUCCAAGUCCAGUAGGAAGAGCCAUGGGAAAGCGCAUCCAAAGGGCCAAACAACUGCUGCCGCUGCGGUUGUCUCGGGGAGCUUCUUCGCGAAGGUGGACCACUACUCGAAUUCGAGGCUACCGAUGAACCUACCGCCGCUCAAACUAUACAUCCCAACAUACCCCCUGCUUUGUCUAGCGGCCCAAUACUCGGAAAGGGUGUAUGAGCCGCCAACUGCGCGCGCCGAGCGAGAUGCCCACGUUGACGCCGACUGGAGAACGGGUACCAAGGCCAUGGUGAUCAAAUCAAUACCCAUGGACUCCAUGAACACCAUCGUCUUUGCCAUUCGCGGUACGGCUACCUUUAUGGACUGGGCGGUGAACCUGGAUAUGACGCCAACAUCGCCGGCGGGCUUCCUGGACGACCCGGGUAACCUUUGCCACUCUGGUUUUCUCUCUGUCGCCCGCAAGAUGGUGACCCCAGUCGCCCGCCGCCUCCGUCAACUUCUCGAGGAGGACCCGUGGCGAGCGUCUUACUCUCUCCUUAUCACAGGCCACAGCGCUGGCGGUGCAGUUGCUGCUCUCCUUUACAGCCAUAUGCUCGCGACCUCCAAGGAGGCCGAAACGGACCUCAAUAUCGUCGCCGGCUGCUUUAAGCGCAUCCAUUGCAUCACCUUCGGCACACCACCCAUCAGCCUAGUCCCUCUAACAAAACCCAGCGAUUACCUUCGACGGCCCCACCUCAGGAAAAGCGUCUUCCUCAGCUUCGUCAACGAAGGCGACCCCGUAACGCGCGCCGACAAGGCGUACGUCAAGAGCCUUCUCGAGCUCUUCGCCGCGCCAACACCGCGGGCCACCACAGACUCGCGAAAAUCUAUAUCUUCGCGAAGCAACAGCAAGAAGUCGCGGCGCAGCAGCGAGAAAGCUUCCAGCAAAUCAUCCUCCACCACCGUAUCAUCAGCACUCACAACAACCUCACGGUCGUCGUCGUCGUCCAAAGCCUCCGGCCCGGCGUGGAACGUCCCGCCGAGCACGCUGAGCUGUGCGGGCCGCGUGGUGGUGCUGCGGUCGGGUGAUCCCAAGGCGCGGCUACGGAGGGGCAAGACGACGGUCGAAGAGCGCCUGCACGAGGGUGUCGUCGCGCAGAUUGUUACGGAUGAGCAGCUGCGCGGUGUUGUUUGGGGGGAUCCUGUCGCGCAUAUGAUGAAGCUGUAUGCGGGGCGGAUUGAGGUUCUGGCUGUGGGGGCCGUUACGGGGAUGGGGUAUUGA
Molecule: messenger RNA, 1953 nt
Organism: Chaetomium globosum CBS 148.51
Lineage: Eukaryota; Fungi; Ascomycota; Sordariomycetes; Sordariales; Chaetomiaceae
Exons: 3
Coding region: 1-1953 (650 amino acids)
Biological process (GO): lipid metabolic process
Source: RefSeq, a predicted model, not a curated record